Molecule: messenger RNA, 4659 nt
Organism: Aphidius gifuensis
Lineage: Eukaryota; Metazoa; Arthropoda; Insecta; Hymenoptera; Braconidae
Gene: ksr
Product: kinase suppressor of Ras 2
Exons: 7
Coding region: 480-3182 (900 amino acids)
Biological process (GO): protein phosphorylation
Molecular function (GO): protein kinase activity; ATP binding
Source: RefSeq, a predicted model, not a curated record
CCUGCGUCGGUGAUUACUGAUUGCCGAUUGGGCGGCCAAGAUGGUUGUCAAUAUUGAUAUGUGUAAAACUGUAAAUCGCUUGCUAGUAAUGAGUGUAUAAAUAUAAAAAAUAAUACAAAAUUAAGUGAAAAAAGUGAGACAUUAAAAUAGAGGAAAUUUUUUAUCAAUUCUAGACUUUGUAAUUUUUAUCUACUAAUAAAAAGUCUCAGUCUAGAUUAUGUAGCCCCAUAUCAUAACGCUUAAAGCGUUGACUAAGGAGUGUCAGAUACCUGACAUCAAACAAAACCAAAAAUAUUAUUGUAAAAUAGUAAUAUAAAAAAGAUUAAUAUAAAAGCAAAGGAAUAAGUAAUGUUGAAGAAAAGGUUAACUUUUUUUCUGUAAAAUGAGGUGAGUAAAUAAAGUAACAAGGUUGUCUCGUCGAAAGUUGUCCUAUCGAGGAGGAACACCUUCGUUAAUCGAGGGUUCAUGUGCUGGUUAGAAUGGCGGACAACGAUGAUCCUGAACAGGAUAUACGACGUGCACUUUGUGAUCGUGAAUCAAUGAUUGACAUAUCUGCAGAUAGACUUGAGGGUUUGAGAACUCAGUGUUCAACAACUGCUGAAUUGACUCAGCAAGAAAUACGAACUCUAGAGGGAAAAUUGAUAAAACUUUAUUCAAAACAAUUAGUAACAAAAUCAAAACUACCUCUAGAUUCAUUGCCAUCCGAAAUGCGACAAUAUCCUUCACUUCAGCAAUGGCUUAGGGUAGUUGGUCUUACACAAGAGUCAAUUCAGAUUGUAUGUUCAAAAGCUCACACUCUCGAAGCACUAAAAGAAAAAUCAGAACGUGAAUUGAGUUUCAUGUUAGGCGAUAAUAAUUUGCGUCGUGAAGAAGAAUUACGACGGCUUUGUCGUGCAUUACACAAUUUACGUCGUUAUAUUGAUGUUUUAUUGCAUGGUGAUAAAGAUAAUGUUGAGAUGAAUCUAUAUUGGGAUUCAUGGGAUAGACAUCAUUUGAAAAGUGGUACAUCUCCACAUCCAGUACGCUCAAGAACAACAAAAUUUCCAGUACCAUCUGAAGAUACUAUUUCUUAUAAUAAUAAUAAUAAUAAUAAUAAUACGAAUAAUGACACACUCGGUCAAUCAUCAUCAAUUAUCUGUUUGUCAACAAAUAGCCCACCAUCAACCCUAGUAUCAAUAAAAUAUAGUAAUCGAACAAUAUCAGAAUUUUCAAUAACACCACCAUCGAGCAGAAAAAAUCAAAAAUGUCUACAAAUAAUAUCAAAUGAACCUGAUGUAUUUCCCUUAACAAAAUCAAAAUCUCAUGAAUCUCAAUUAGCAAAUCGUUUAGAAAAUGGUGAUACAAUAAAUUGUGGUAAUAAUACAACACAACAUCAUGUUAGUGCACGUCGUUCACGUUUACCAACUGAACCAGGUAUAUGUAGUAACACGACAGAUAUAAUAAAUGAUAAAUUAAUAUCAACAUCGUAUUCACCCAUUAUAUCACCACCAUAUUCAAGUGCUGAAAGUGAUGAUAAUAGUUUUAAAGGUACUACAACAAGUUUACAAAUACCAAAAUCACCAAGAACACCAACAGUUACACGUGGUAUGGCACAUAUUAUAUCACAUAGAUUCACAAAAGCAUUUGUCAUGAUGACGACAUGUGAUUAUUGCGAUAAACAAAUAUUUAUGGGUCUUAAAUGUAAAGAAUGCAAAUAUAAAUGUCAUCGUGAUUGUGAGUCAAAAGUCCCACCAUCAUGUGGUUUACCACAAGAAUUAUUUGAUGAAUUUAAAAGGACAUUACAAGGUGAUGGAAUGGCUACUCAUUCACCAGUACUCAAUAAAGCUGGUAUAAUGUCACCAAAUUAUAUAUCAAGUUUAAUAAAUUCAUUAAAUCGUAAAGAUCGUAAACGUUCACAUCCACAUCCAUCAAGUCAUCCAGCAUUUCCAGGUGCUGAUUCAAGUUCAAAUACAUCAAGUUGUAAUAGUUCAACACCUUCAAGUCCAGCAUUAUUAACGGGUACAACAACAACACAACAUCAUCAAACAACAACAAAGCAACAAUUUCAUUUUCCUGAUGUAACAUUAAACGAUAGAAGUUUAAUAAGUAAUCAUGGCCAUAAAUUAGAGGGUACAAUAUCAAGUGAUAGUGAUCGUACUGUUAGUGUAUCUGGUUCUGGUAGUGUAAGUACUGAUUCUGAAAGAACACCAGUUAGAGUUGAUUCACAAGAUUCACAAGUAUCUGAUGGUGAACCAGGUGAUAGUCGAUGGCCCCGACAAAAUAGUUUAUCAAUGAGAGAAUGGGAAAUACCAUAUGAUGAAUUAAAAAUUGGUGAACCAAUUGGUACCGGUAGAUUUGGUACUGUUUAUAGAGGUAAUUGGCAUGGUGAUGUUGCUAUUAAAGUUCUUAAUAUGGAUUAUUAUUCAGAUGAUGAUAAAACGCUCGAAGCUUUUAAAUUAGAAGUUGCUACAUUCCGUAAAACAAGACAUGAAAAUUUAGUGUUGUUUAUGGGGGCUUGCAUGAAGCCACCAAGACUUGCAAUUGUAACAAGUAUGAGCAAAGGCAUGACAUUGUAUACACAUAUUCAUUUAAGAAAAGAUAAAUUUAAUAUGAACAAAACAACUAUUAUUGCUCAGCAAAUUUCUCAGGGAAUGGGAUAUCUUCAUGCGAGGGGUAUUGUUCAUAAGGAUCUAAAGAGUAAAAAUAUAUUUUUAGAAAAUGGUAAAGUUGUAAUUACUGAUUUUGGAUUAUUUAGUGUCACAAAGCUUUGUUAUGGUAACAGAAAAAGUAAUGGAUUGAGCAUACCACCAGGCUGGCUGUGUUAUCUUGCACCAGAAAUUGUACGUCGACUUCGACCUCAACAAACACGUGAUCAAGAAGAACUUCCAUUUACUGAAUCAUCUGACGUAUAUGCUUUUGGGACUGUGUGGUACGAAUUACUAUGUGGUGAAUGGCCAUUCAAGGGACAACCUCCAGAAGCAAUUAUCUGGCAAGUUGGUAAAGGCAUGAAGCAAACACUUGCAAAUCUUCAAGCAUCUCGAGAAGUCAAGGAUAUCUUGAUGCUUUGCUGGUCUUAUCGUGCUGUCAAUCGGCCAGAUUUUUCAAAAUUACUUCAGACACUUGAAAAGCUGCCUCGUAAAAGACUUGCACGAAGUCCAUCACAUCCAAUUCAUCUUUCACGUUCAGCAGAAUCAGUUUUCUAAAGUUUUAACAGUUAAACUAUUAUGAAAUUAUUAAAAAAAAAACCAAUAACAACAAUAAAAAUUAAAUGAACUGAAUAGUAACGGAACAAGAAUAAUAGUAAUAACUUUCAAUGAAGAUUUAAUUAAAAUUAAUUAAACAGUUAUUUAAAAAAUGUAAAUAAUCAAGAUAGCUACUUAAAAAUUUUUUUUUUCUCCGGUCUAGAUAAACGUGCUUGUUUUAUGCAUAACGACUAUAAAAAAAAAUCUGAAAUAUAAAUGUAAUUGAUUUAAAAAAGUUAUUGACAUAUUAUCAAGUGCUUGUUCGUAAAACAAAAAUUAAAAUAAAUUCAGGUAGUCCUAGAAUUUUUAUAAAUCUUUUACAAUAAUAAUUAACAGUGAUACGUAUCAAUUAAGGAUUAUAAAAGUCAAAUAAUAUCUGUUAAAAAAAUCUAUGAAUUUUUCAACACAAGUAUUGACGAAAAGUAUUAAAAUUCUUAAUUAACAUUUUCGUUUUUAAGAUAGAAUUAAAAUGAUUUAAUUGCUGAUUUAAUGAAUCUUUGAAAGUUAAUUUUGCCAUUGCAAUGCUCAGGUAUAAUUGACUUUUUUGCUGGCAAAUAUUAUCAAUAUAAAUAUCCAAUAAUGGAGUAAAUUUUACUGAAAGAAAAGCAAAAAGAAUAAAAGUAGAAAGCUUUUUCAGGUAAAUAAAUUUUUUCUAAAGUCAUUCACUCAUUUACAUGAAAUUGAUAUGGAUUGUUGAAAAUUCAUUCAACUACUUAUGAAUUAAUAGCUAAAAUAUUAUAAUUAUAAUUAAUUAUUAUUUCAUUUUGGUAUGAUCAUUGCAUUGUGAGUUUUAUUAUAUAACUGAUCAAAUAAACUUCCUAAUUUCUAUAAUCUGACAAAUUGCCAUUCGAUUCAAUUGCGGUAUGCUAAAAUUAAAUACAAUUGAAUCGCAAAAUAAAUAAAGUCAACAUUUCAAUUUGCAAUUAUAAAAUAAACUUUUACUAGUCAUUUUUUUUUUUAUCUUUCAUUGAAAUAAUGAAUAAAUUUUAUUUAUUAACUAUAAUUUAAUUUUAUAUUUAUGUACUAUCAACUUCGUUAUGUUUUUUUAAAAAAAUGCAUUUAAUGCACAUUAUUAAUUAGAAAAAAAAAAAAAAAAUCGACGAUAUACAAUAAGUAUAUCCGCAAUAUUUUUUAGAUUUAAAAUUUUAUUUUCUUCUGUAUAUAUAAGUAUCUGAAUUCAUAGGUAUAUAUAUAAAAUCAAUGAAAACUUUUGCUAUCAAAAAAUACAUCAAUUAUGUUGUCUUGAAUAAUCAUGUAAGCAACUAAUAAAAUAAAUUCACUUGCGAUUUUUUAAACUAUAAGUGAAGUUAAGAAAAAAAACUUCUCAACACUCCUGUCAAUAAAAAAUCUUUUCAUCUAAUCUAAAAUUAUUAAAAUGUAAAUAUUUCGUAAAAUCACAAUAUAAAAAAUCAAAUAAAGAAUAAAACUAUUUGAACCA